Drosophila obscura is the source of this 546-nucleotide messenger RNA. RefSeq lists its product as uncharacterized. Lineage: Eukaryota; Metazoa; Arthropoda; Insecta; Diptera; Drosophilidae. The record is from RefSeq and is a predicted model, not a curated record. The coding region runs from base 1 to 546 and encodes 181 amino acids. The transcript has 2 exons.
AUGUGGAAAUUGCUUUAUUACUCCGUGAUUAUUUUGCUCUUCUUUGAAUCGUGGCUUGUUGAUGGGGUGAGAUCUCUCCGCGUGGAAUUCGUAGCAAGCAACUUUACCUACAACCCGAAGUAUUUCAGGAACUAUUCCCUGACCAUUACCAAGAAUAUGAUGAACAUGGACAUGGACCUAAACAGACCCAUUACGAGGGGCUUUAAGGCACAUUUGGACAUACAGCUGCGACUGGCCAAUGCCAAGAACUUCCAGUCCGUCUUCAAGCAGGUGACCGAUGUCUGUGCCGCCACCUCGACUAUGAAGAACAGUCUCUUCAAGUCGUGGUUCAAGGACAUGACGAAGCACGGCAACUUCAUGUACAACUGCCCCGUCCAGCUGGGCCGCUACUACAUGCACAACUGGCGCAUGGGCAGCUCCAUGACCCACAGGUUCCUCAUUCCGGGCGAGUACCGCGCCAACGUCGAGUUCUUCUACGGGAAGUACAAGACCAAGUCCUACGAGGAAACCAUCACCCUGAUGAUUGAUGCGAUCCUGUCGAAUUAA